Messenger RNA from Pediculus humanus corporis (human body louse), 1356 nucleotides. RefSeq lists its product as uncharacterized. NCBI's taxonomy places the organism in Eukaryota, Metazoa, Arthropoda, Insecta, Psocodea, Pediculidae. The transcript is spliced from 5 exons. The record is from RefSeq and is a predicted model, not a curated record. Bases 1 to 1356 code for a protein of 451 amino acids.
AUGUUAAUAGAUAAAGAUUUGGAUUUUAAAAGUAAUUUUGAAGGUUGGCAAAUGCUUUUUUACGGUACCGAAGACAUGCCUAACGGAGACGUGGUACCCGGAAGAAAUAAAAAUUGGAACGUGAUAUCGAAAAUAAAAACCGUUUUAACGAAUAGUAAAACAAAUUCAGAAGACGACGUAUCAAAUCAUUUGGAUUCCGAAACGGGUAAUAAUAAAGUAUGGAAAGAUCAGGCGACGAGACGUGAUGACAUGAUGAGAACGACAAUGGAUCCACUGGGAAAUCCCUCAUCCGGAUGCGUUUCUAUAUCAAAAUCUACCUCUCAGUGCGUAGGUUCGUUAUUUUUAUUUUUAUUCACAUCAAGUUGGGGAUUCACAAUUGACUUGUGGGAAUUGGGUAAUUUAAUACCGUCCAAAAAUAUUUUUAAAAUUGUUAAAAGAGCGACUAAGACAGGUGACAAUAAAUUUAUCAUUAUACAAAAAAAAAAAAAGUCGCAAAAUUUUUUUUAUAGAGAGAUACGUCGGAUCGCUCCGAGGCCUGGGAUUCGACACUGCCGAGUCCUUCUUCCUGAAUGCGUCAAUGGAAUGUACCUGUACGGAGGACAGUGUGAAUCUAUUUGCCCACCUAAAACAUAUGCGGAUAUCAAUGCGGAUGGCAGAGCCGUUUGUUUACCCUGUCACUAUACCUGUCUUACCUGCGCCGGUGAUUCAGAUGGACAUUGCACUUCAUGUCACGACGAAGCCAUAUUGGUACCAUCUUCGGCAAAAGUUUCCACAGCGUUGAAUCGUAACAAGUCGUCUAAUAAUAAAAUUUAUUCUUCUCUCAGAAAGGACAUCGUCAUUGGAUGGAACACACACGAUGAUAUUGAUAUUGAAAAUCUUCCUCUUUCGAACGAAAAUUAUCAUUUGAGUUACGGGAAACGAGAGUCGGAAUUUUAUUACGUAAAAAAAAAUCAGGUCGUUGAAAAAAAAGCAGUGACGAAAAAAAUUUUAAAACCUUUUAACGAUGCUACAACCGUCCUUUUCUAUUGUUACCCGGGUAGCAUGAUGAACCAAUUGAAAUCAUCAACAUCUUGGUAUUAUAGAAUGUCCGUAUUAUUCGCUUUUAAUUUGUUUGUUUUAUCCGUUAUUUUGAUGUAUUUAUUAUGGAAAAAAUUUUGUUCUAAUUCGGUAAAAAAUCAACAGGAAAAAGGAGGAGGAGGAGUCGGUUUAAAAUACGGAUAUUUAAAAAUGAACAACUCCGAUAUAGUUAAAAUGCCAAACGGUGAAAAUAUUAUUUAUUUAUCUAGUUCUAGCGAUGAAGAAGAAUUACUAGUCAAUAAAGGAAAAGCAAAACUUAAUAAUCCAAAUGAAAUAUAA